AUGGAAAAUUGUGAGUAUAUCGAGUUCGGCCUCCCAGGAUCCGUGCUGUACCGGGGCUUUCUCCUGUCCGACCCUCCCACUUCCGCAAAGUCGACUUCCAUCAUCCAAUCUGGGCGAAGUCAGGACGACACCGUGAUUCUGCAUCCAAUCUCCACGUGGAAUGACGUUCCAAUUCGGCCUGCUGACUCAGCUUCAUCAUCAGAUGACGGUAGCGGCCUUGCUGGAACAUCUCAGCCGUCAAUCAACCAGCGUCCUAUUGGCAAGAGAAGUUGUGCAACGGCAGCCGCGGCUGUGAAUGGGCUUAUGGCGGGCGACAGCAUUGCUAUGGUUUGCUGCACACCCCGUAACUCGUGGGUGCAAAUCGAGGCAGCUUAUAACGAGGCGUGUCACCCUCUGCGCGUUCGCCAGGUGGACGGGUUACCCGCUCAUUACAGUCACAAUCUCGAUUGGAACCUCGGGAUCAUCCCGCAGACGUGCUCCUGCCGCCAAGGGGACAACGUCAGAGGGGAUCUUCAGUCCCAAUCUGGCAAUGGCAAGUCGUGCGACAACGCGGGUGACAAUGAGUGUGACAAGGCGUGCGACGGCGCGUGCGACCAGCACGCACCAUUGGAGGUGAUCGAAAUCGGGAGCGGGGAGGCUCGAGUGGGGCAGGUGUAUCUGGUGAAGCCGCUGCUCGCGUUCCUUGUUGUCAGUCCCGAUCUGAAAUCCUCCUGGAAGAUCGUGGCCGUUGAUUCGUCGGAUCCGAUGGCUGCGGCGCUGCUGGAUUCGCUAAGUGGUUACCCGGUUUGGCUGGAGGCGAAGCUGCUCCAAAUCGUGGAGUGGCUGAAAUACUACAAGUGUAACACCGUGUUCGAUCCGCCGAGCACCAUCGCGGGUCCAGUCCCCUCCUGCCCCAGUUUCUCUUUCCCUCCCUUGAACCCCCCCCCUGGUAUGCCUUCUCCCCUGCCCUCUCCCCUGCCCUCUCCCCGGCCUUCUCCCCUGCCCUCUCCCCUGCCCUCUCCCGUGCCCUCUCCCCUGCCCUCUCCCCGGCCUUCUCCCCUGCCCUUUGAUACGAGCUCUGGCUCCGAUAACUUAGCCAGAGGAGGGAAGUACGAUAUCCACCGGUCUGUAUCCGCCCACACCGAACAGGGGGUCCAGGAACCCGCUGGGAAGGCCAAAAUCUUUGAGAGGUCGGAAACUUUUGAGAAAUCUGAAAGCUCUGAGAAGUGCGGGACGGACCUGCUGCUGCUGGACACACCAGAAGAGCGCAUCCCAUUGCCACAGGCUCACAGGGCAGAAGCCCAACAGCCGACAACGCCCAAGUCGCCCAAAACGGGCAAAACGGCCAAAGGCGACAGCAUCUUUCGCGCUGGGCUGGGGAUGUUGAUACCAAGGGCACGCACUGAUCUUGAGCUGACGGUCCCUAGUGGGGGGACGGAGCGGCCCAGCAACCCCCCCAGAGCAGGCAGUAAGCCGCCCAAGUCCCCCAUAGCAGGCAGUAGUAAGCAGGGACCGGCGUUGAUCCCAAGGGCACGCACUGAUCUCGGGCUCAUGACCGUUGGUUGUGGCGACAGCGGCAGCGACGGAGGUGAUGUUGGUGGGAGGAGCAGGAUGGUGAAAGCAGUGAUGAAGCUGUUUGGGAAGAGCCGGGGGAACGGGCAGAGCCAGAGUAGCAUCAGCCCGCGGAACAGCAACAGCCUGCAGGGAGCAUCUGAGAUGGAAUCACAUGAACCACAGGAAUCACAGCGAGCAUCAGCAGCAGCAGCGGUGGUGCAGCAUGAAUCCCAGGCAUCACAAGAAUCACAUGAACCAUGGCGAGCAGCAGGGGCAGCAGCACAGGAAGGGCAGGAGGCUCAGCCAAGGCCCGUGUCUCUGCUCCCUCCCAAGAGCCCCAAGAGUCCCAAGGUCCCUCGUGGCUCACGCGCCCGUGCACAUGGCCACAGGCGCGCCCAUACGUGGUCAGAACAUCUAGAGCUGCUGCUGCCGGAUUCACAGGAGUCACAGGAAUCAUUGGAAUCACUGGGAGGAGCAGCACAUGUGCAACGGGGAGGAGGAGGAGCAGCAACAGCAGCAGCAGCAGCAGCAGCAGUGCAGCAAGAACUGCAGGCUCAACAAAGGCCCGUGUCCCCGCUCCCUCCCAAGAGCCCCAAGAGCCCCAAGAGCCCCAGGGUCCCUCGUGGCUCGCAUGCCCGUGCAGGCUCACUACCCCGGCAAAGAACACCUGAGAGGCGCCGCAAUGAGUGGGAUGAGUCUCCUGCUGCUGCUGCUGCUGGUGCGACCAGGGCCUGUGGUUCUUCUCACAACGUUUGGGACGUGUCUCGUGGGGAUGGAAGCAACUCGUUGUUGGAAUUCACAUUUGAGAUGUCGCCUCCCGCAGAGCCAGGCUGCAACUCGCUGGGAGGCCUGGCUGGCUCAAUCAGCCGUGGCUAUCAUGCCGUGGAGCGGCGAGGGCGUGUGGAGUUGAAACCCGGCCCUGGAGCAGGCCAGCCAUGCACGCAACCGCCUGCUGCUGCUGCUGCUGCUGCUGCUGCUGCUGCUGCUGCUGCUGCUGCUGCUGCUGCUGCUGUUGCUGUUGCUGACACGUCUAGUGCUGCUGACAUGGCUAGUGCUGCUGCUGCAGCUGCCGCAGGGAAAGAAGGAGAUUCGUGUUCGUAUGACGAGGGAGAUGAGAGUAAGAGUGCUUCUAACGAAGGAGUGUGUAGUGAAACAAUGUCUGUGUGUGUGUCUGCGGAUGAUCCCUCAGUGGAUGCCCUAUGUGAAGAGAAUCUCGCUGGGAACGCCUCUAGGGAGAGAGCCAGCUGUAGCACUAAAGGCAGGGACAGUAGGGAUUGCUUCAAUGACAGCGAGGAAGGGAGCACGGGGAACGGCUGUAGCAGGGGAGCAGCACACAGGAGCCGCAGCAUGGAAAGGAGCAUGCAUGGCAUGAGCAAUGGUGACAUUUCAUUCGAAAGGCCGCCAGAGAGAUCCAAUACGGGUGGCAGGCGGUCGCUGCACCGCCGGAGUGCCUCUGAAUGCCCGUUCGAGCGCGCCUUUGGCCGCGCCUCCUUUGGACGAAGCCUGCAGCGCAGUGACAGUGUGGGCAGUGGGUGCAGCGGGGGCAGCGGGGGCAGUGUGGGGAGUGUGGGCAGUGCGCGGUUGGUGUGUGAGCGCAUCUUGAGUGCAUGUGACGUGUCUCCUGUGCCCAUCAUCCUCUCCUCUCAUCUGGGCAGCAUGGGGCCGCCUAGACGGGCUCGCACGGCCGAGAGACCGUCGAGGCAGAGACCUGCAGAGAGCACCUGCUGCCCCGAUUUAACAGGCCUUCCACUCCCACUGCCAUCCCGCCUUGUCCAAUCACAAGCUAUGAAAGACGCAGCAGCAGGAGCAGGAGUGGCGGAAGAAACAGCAGAAGAAGGGGAGGGAGGGAAGGAAGGGCAGGAGUCGCUUGAAUCUCGGUUGAGGCGAUGGCAUGAGAGCAUGGGUGUCUCAUCUGCCCUCUCCCUGCCCCACGCCUCCUCUCGCCCAACCUCCCCCUCACAUCCCUCUGCCAGCCUCUUUCUCCCCGGCCUGCCCCACUGGACCAAGCGGUCGCUCCCUCGCUCGCUGCGCAUCUCCCGCUCACUGCUCUCCUUUCAAGAGAGCGCCCUGCUGGAGCACCGCCAGGAGUCCGCCCUCCUGCAGGGGAGGGCUGGCAGAAACGAGAGGGGAAAAGAUGGGAAAAACGAGCUAUGGAGUGAGAUCAACGGGGAGAGCAACGAGGGGAGCAUUGAGGAGAGUAAUGAGAAGCAACAAGGGAAGAGGAGCGUGCGAGUGAGCAGCGAGAGCUCCCUUUUGUCAGCAGCAUCAGCAGGAGUAGCAGCGCCAGUGUCCCCUGGAGAGUCCAUCCGAGCGGCCGUGGCCGUCUAUUCCGCCUCUAGAGAGUUCUGGCGCCCCCCCUCCACCCCCAAGCCUGUCAUGGAUGGCAGAGCGAAGCAAGCCAAGCUGAGCCUCCCCAGGUACUCCCCCCCUAUACCACCUAUCGGGCUGGAGAAGCUAAUUGAGGGUGCAGCAGGGGGAGGUGGGACUGGGGCAGGUGAGACCGGUGGGACUGGUGGGACUGGUGGGUUUGCUGGGUUUGGUCUAUUUGGUGGUGGGGGUGGGAGUUGGGGGUUGGGAACCGGGUGGUGGGAUGCCGGGAAGGGUGAGGAAAGUGGAAAAGAAGGUCAGGAGGGGAAGGAGGAGACGGGAGAGGCGGGAUGGGCUGGAUUUGAAGGUUUGGCGGAUGUGGCAUGGGGGAUGGUAUGGGGGGAACGAGGGGGUGGAGGUGGGGAGGGGCCGAGCGAGAAGAAAGAGGGGGGCGUGAGUGAAGGUGUGGGGGAGGCUUUGCGAGGUAAAAACGAAGAACUAGUAGUGGGGGGAGGAGAGGAGAAAGGAUUGGCUGCGGGAGAGAAGCAUAGAGAGGGGGAUGAGGAGGAAGACUCAGGGCAAAUUGCAGAAGAGGGGGUGAAAGGAGGCGGUUGA
Molecule: messenger RNA, 4455 nt
Organism: Closterium sp. NIES-65
Lineage: Eukaryota; Viridiplantae; Streptophyta; Zygnematophyceae; Desmidiales; Closteriaceae
Source: the annotation of a GenBank genome assembly